Gadus morhua (Atlantic cod) is the source of this 2236-nucleotide messenger RNA. It is a transcript of the gene mdh1b, whose product is annotated as malate dehydrogenase 1B, NAD (soluble). The record is from RefSeq and is a predicted model, not a curated record. The coding region runs from base 1 to 1737 and encodes 578 amino acids. Gene Ontology annotation, biological process: malate metabolic process. Gene Ontology annotation, molecular function: malate dehydrogenase activity; oxidoreductase activity, acting on the CH-OH group of donors, NAD or NADP as acceptor. NCBI's taxonomy places the organism in Eukaryota, Metazoa, Chordata, Actinopteri, Gadiformes, Gadidae. The transcript is spliced from 11 exons.
AUGAAGCAGGACGUCCGUUCGCCCCGGUACUCCCUGAGGCUUCCCCCGGGGGUCAUAGGUCAAAGGUCAAAGCAGGUGGCCAUGUUUGCUACACCCGUCGCCCUCCGUGUGUGCUCUGACUCCUCCACCUACUCCUUGAGACGCCCGGAGAGGAAAGCCGACUGUCCUCACUUCGCCAAAGCCGAGAAUCUAGGGGAUCAACUCCAGGGAUCCCUACCCUACUUCCGGAUCCACAAGAUCCUCGUCGCGCCAGACGAGUGGGAGGAAUGGUUGGACGUCACCUGUCGAUCACACGGAUGGCGACACAGCGAGUCCCCGCUGGUGUGGCGUGAACUUCUGGACCGCGGGGGCAAAGGGAUGUUGGUGGGGGGUCUGGCUGACUUCCUGGAGCACUGCCAUGAAUACUAUGGUGUGAUGUCAGACAUGUCGACAGACAUGAUGCUGAAGAUCGCCGUGGAGACCCGCGAGAUGGAGGAGAUUUGGAGGGAGGAAAAGAAGCUCCAAGCUAGCCUACGCCAACCGCUUAACGUCUGGAUCAGCGGGGCUCUGAACCCCACGUGCUCAAUACUGAUUCCCCACCUGCUGUCCGAGCACAUCUUCCCCUGGGCAUCCACCUUAUUUGGCAUCAGCCUGCACCUCCUCCAUUGGGAGGGGGAGGAGGAGGCGUUGCAUGCCCUGCACGUUGAGACAGAGUGGCUGGGCCUCCCUCUACUCCACCAGGUCACCGCGCACGCUGGCCUGGAGGAGGCCUUUAGAGACGCAGACCUCGUCAUUCUGCUGGACGAGGAGGAGGACGCCGAGAAAGAGGAAGGGGGAGUGAGGGCGGAGAAGAAGGAUGAGGAGGUAAGGGACGAGGAGGGGCGGGAGAAAGAGGAGAAGGUGGAGGAGGAGAGGGGGGAGGUGAAGGAGAAGGAAGAGGAGGAGCAGGAAGAGGAGGUGGAGGAGAUGACGGACGAGGAGGCGGAGGAGGCGAGGAGGAGGAAGUCGCUCCUUCAGAGGAUCUCCGCCCGCUACCGUCGCUACGGUCGGCUGAUCGGAGAGCGGGCCAGCCGCCGGCGAGGGGGGGGCGUGAGGGUGAUGGUGGCGGGCGACGCCCACCUCAACCUCAAGUGCGCGCUGCUCGCCGAGAGCGCCCCCUCCCUGGACCCCGGCCUCUUCGUCGCCGUGGCGACGCCCUUGGAGACCGCCGCGAGCGCGCGCAUCGCGCUGAAGCUGGGCAGGAGGACCACAGACGUCAGCGGGGUGAUCGUGUGGGGGAACCCCAGCGGGACCUUCGGCGUGGACCUGCAGAGGGCCCGGGUGUUCGACCACACAGGGGCCAUUCAGGGGCCCCGCUCCUUCUCCCGGCCGGUGCUCGAGGUGCUCCACGACAGAACCUGGCUGAAGACGGACCUUCCCGAGUUGCUCAAGGGCCGCGGCGCGGCGUCGGCGUCCGACGCGGGGGGGGCACGGCCGGCGUCCGUGUCGGUCGCCCACGGGAUCCUCGCGGUGCUCGAGGUCUGGAACGGGGUCCCCCACCCCGAGGCGGAGGGGCGGGUCUUCUCUCUGGGAGUGUGCUGCCAAGGACACCCCUACGUCCCGGACGGCGUGGUGUGCUCCGUCCCGGUGACCCUCUCCGAGGGCCGGUGGUCUCCCGUCCUGGAGGGCGUCGACAUGGGGGACGAGCUCGAGGAGACGCUAAUGCUGGCUGUGGACGAGCUCCGACAGGAGAAAGAAGAAGGAUGCUCGGACUUGUAAAGACAAGCUUUCAGUGGAGGAGUUGGAAACAUUCACCAGUUGUGUACUAUCGUGGGGGUGCUGGUGUACAACUGGGUUCCUUUGGUUUUACAAGAAAUGAUCUUAACAGUAUGAAUUAGUGAUUAGUUCUCGACCCAUUUCCCUUUCAUAUUAGACUCUUAACCUUUGAAAAAAGUAACUCUGUAAACAGUGGAACUCUCUUCUAUAGUUAACAGGGAGCAAAUAACAAAACCCAAGAAAAUGUGAAUUCACAAAAUAUGUACCGGUAUUUUUUUUUUUUCUUCCACAUGUUAUUUAAAUGCAGGUGUGUGUGUGGUUCCCCCAAAAUAUAAAAUGGAGAAAAGAUCAAACUGAGUGCACUUUUUUGAAAAAGAAUGGAAAUUAGAAAAUAGAUUCCUUUAUUUGUUUUUUUGCCCCCAAUUGUACAGGUCAGUUAAGUGCCAUUUCGAAGAAGCGAUUGGUUAAAGCAUCAAACAAACACAUUUUUUUUUUUUUUUUU